Molecule: messenger RNA, 1371 nt
Organism: Cordyceps militaris CM01
Lineage: Eukaryota; Fungi; Ascomycota; Sordariomycetes; Hypocreales; Cordycipitaceae
Exons: 2
Coding region: 1-1371 (456 amino acids)
Source: RefSeq, a predicted model, not a curated record
AUGUCUACAGCUGUCAUUGCCGACCAGCCAGAGCCCCCAGCCCGCCUUUUCUUUGGCCGGUCGUCGACAGAAUCGUCGUCCAGGCAUUCUAGAACGGCAUCGACUUCGAAGGGCCAAUGGUCGAAACUCGGGGGCUUGGGGCGACAGCGCAAUCAGUCCGAUGCCUCGUCGCAAAAAAUGUUGAUAUCUGCCCCGACCGAUUUUCGACAUUUGACAUCUGGGUCUCGACACGCCUUCCCGGCUAUGCCUCUGAGCAUGAAUCCUAUCGAGACACGCCGCGCACCGCAGGCGCAAGAGUUUCUACAGUUUCCUCAUCCAUCGGCGUCGGAGCAGGAUUGGGAGUCGGAUUAUCGACGUGAGAGUGUCCCCCCUUUUGAGCCGCUUGAGCUCAGCAUAUACACAAGGCAGAGCCCUCUCCUGCCUCAGCUCGAGCUUCCAUUCAUUGGACCCUCACCUCCACCAGCAUAUGCAAGAGAAGAGUCGCAGCGCAUCGCAGUGCUACAUUCCCAGAGAAGCAUGCCGUUGUUGUUCCGCGUCUCGUCACAUUCGCCUGAUGUGAGCGAUGGGAACUCCAGCCCAAAGUCGCUGACCUGCACAACUACGACCUCGAGGCAGGCAGCGCGGUUAAGAUCACAUACUUCACCCGAUGUUGAGGCUAUAAGAGACCAGGUAGCCAAUGCAAUGCAGGAAGUAGAAAGGCUGCAGAAGAAAAUUGAGGACGUUAUGGAGAGGCAGAGCAUGUAUACUCCAAGCCGGCCGUCGAGUGCGCAUUCGUCUGACUCGCUCGCUCGAACAUUGAUACCCGAUUUGGAACCCAUGCCAUCAAUCCCAGCGCUGCCUCCAUCAGCCCCGUCGUUUGCGGAGCGACUCCACGGCGAGGCUGACGGAUUGCCUACAGGGACUGCCACUUCAGCAUACACAACAGAUGAGGCAGGCCUCACACAAGGCACUAGACGCUAUCAACGACGGCCGCCACCAGCACUUGAGGGUAAGGACAAGGCCAAGGCCAUGGCGCCACUGCCGCUGGUUCUACGGCCGCCCUUGCGAAAGAAGAAGCCAUUUUCCGAGGGGUUAUCCGGCUUCGUGUUCCCAAUACCACCACGAAAGAUCAGUUUGGAUAGUGUUGGGAACAAUCCGCGGCCCAUCAAGCAGACGAAUGAGUUAUAUCAGUGUGUACCUGUCAACGGAGCCCACAUUAGCUACGAGUCCCUGCACUCACUUUCAAGUAGCCGUGACGGGGGCAAUAGCGAGGCACAAAGCGUUCACUCCUCUUAUUUGCCAACAACCCCUCGCGAGUUACCCGUUGAGCGUUGCGCGACGUUUGGGCAAGACGCAAAGGGGCUGUCGAUGAGCGUUGGCGUCGCCCUCUAA